Messenger RNA from Hibiscus syriacus, 5268 nucleotides. Its product is annotated as cysteine-tryptophan domain-containing zinc finger protein 3-like. The record is from RefSeq and is a predicted model, not a curated record. The coding region runs from base 382 to 5262 and encodes 1626 amino acids. Gene Ontology annotation, molecular function: zinc ion binding. Lineage: Eukaryota; Viridiplantae; Streptophyta; Magnoliopsida; Malvales; Malvaceae. The transcript has 11 exons.
CUCUCUCUCAUUUUCCAUUCUAUGUGCCAAUCCGUUCCAGCUAAAGAGAUCGCGUCGAAAUGAAUAAACAAAUAAAUAAAAUUUCUCUUAAAAACAUUAUAAUUUCUGGAGAUGCUUGUGUUUAAAUGCCUUAUUCCUUUUGGAAAUUGAACCGUUCUAAAAUUUUGAUUAGGUGUUUGGAUUCGUGAUCGAGUUUGUUCUUUUUUUCCUUCCAAUUGACGAGGGUGAAAGAGCUCGUUUCCUCACGGUGGGUUUUAGGGAGUUGUCCAAAAUGGUCUGGAAAGGAUUCGUGGGAUUCGAAUGAUAGAAAAUUAUGUUUGACAAUUUGAUAAUUCGGGUGAGAUUUACUCUUUUAUUUUUGCUUUAUCAUCUUGUUGUUGAAUGAUUUCCUUAGGGUGUAACGAUGCGAGGAAGGGGUUAGGGUUAGGUUAUGGUGAAAGAGAAAUGGAAGAGUCUGAGCUUGAAGAAGGAGAGGCAUGCACUUACAAAGAUGAAUAUGAUGGCACAACCGGCCCCGAGAAUGAUCUAUCUUCUCUCUCUUACAUUGAUGAGAAAAUUCAACAUGUUCUUGGACAUUUUCAAAAAGAUUUUGAAGGUGGAGUAUCCGCAGAAAACCUGGGGGCAAAAUUUGGUGGAUAUGGAUCAUUCUUACCUACCUGUCCACGAUCUCCUGUCUGGUCCAAUAAGAAGAGUCUGCCAAAAGUUAAGAGCUGCAAUGCAAUUAGAUCUCCUAACGAGAUACAAGUGGAGGAUGGUCGUCAUCCUACAAAAUUUGGAACUCUCCCUGCUUUGAAAGCAUCAUCUGCGAAUGAUUUGAUUAAGCAAGAGGUUAGCAUAACAUCUACUCAUGCUCAUGAUCUUGGCUCUAGGUGCAAAUAUGCUGACAAGAAAGCUGCCAAUCUGCCAAAGAAGAAAACAUUGAAGCUACGAAUCAAAGUGGGUUCAGAUAAUUUGUUGACACAAAAAAAUGCUGCAAUUUACAGUGGUCUUGGCCUUGAUGUCUCACCAUCUUCUUCCUUAGAUGAGUGCCCUUCUGAAAGUGAAGGGAUGUAUCAGGAGACACAAGAGCCGUUAUUUGAAUCUCCAACCCAUAUUAUUCAGUUGAUAACAUCCUUCCCAGUGCCUGGGGAAACACUACUAUCACCUCUCCCUGAUCAUCUACUUAGCUUGAUUGUAAAGGAGAAAGCUUCAAAAGAGAAUAGAUCAAAAGGAAAGGGUAAUCAAAUAUUAUCGGGAGACGAAAAAGCAGAUUCAGUGGAGAAAAAGGCAUUCACGGUAGAAAGGAAGGGUGACAACAAAAGAGAAAUAAGGAAUGACAAUGGUAUAAUGUCAAAGAACGAACUAGAUACUGACACAUUGGCUUGUAAGGAGUUUGUUUCAAAACCAUUGCCGCUUUUGCUUAAUUCACACUCGGCUGUUGACAAGGUAAAAGAUAAGAGCAUAGCAGGAAAUAAAGGUGUCCAUUAUGUAGCUAUGGAGGAGUCAGUGGAGCCAAUACUUGCACAAAAUAUUCGCGGGGAUAAUCUAAGGGCAAAUUCAGCACAAAAGGUUCUGAAUGAUAAUUCAGGCUGUGCGAGAAAAAAUGAAUAUAUUAAAGCAGAAAACACUUGUGAUUUUCUCAAAGCUGAGUCUAAUUCUCUAAAAAGUAGCAAAGCUCUAGAGAGUGAACCAGCAGAUCCUCUUAGGAAGAAGAGCAGUCAGAGAGCUACCUUGCAUGAUCAAGACAAUAUGAAGUUGCCUCCUGCCAAGGACCAUACCUCUUCUGGUGGAAAAAAUAAAUCAAAAGGCAAUCAUGGUCAAGGCAGUCUAGCCGCUGAGGUACCAAAAGAAAGCUCGAGGCUUGCUUUUUUGAUGCCGAAAGUUAAGAAGACUGCUCAUGUGAACAAUAAUACAAACAAAAGGGAUUCAGGAGAACAAAAAUUAGAUAUAGUUUUACAAAAGGCUGAAGAUUGGUAUAGAGAAUUUUUUGGAGAUGUUGGAGGAGGGGAACAGGAAGAGUACCAAACAAGGACAUUAGAAAUUCAUUCUAAAGGUCGGAUGAAGGAAGAUGAUAAGAUUGGAAAAAAUACAUUAGCCAUUAACAUUGCACUUAAUGACAGAAGAAUUGGUAAGAAAAGUGAGGAUUUACUGGUAAGCAAAUCAUACCCUGGAGCAACUGUGAAUGGUGCUUCUAACUCUGGUAAUGUGAAUGCUGCAGGAGCUUGCCUUGGAGCUGCUCCUCCUGUAUUGAUAAAAGAAAACUGGGUUUCUUGUGAUCAGUGCAUGAAGUGGCGCCUUCUUCCAAUAAGCAUAAAGCCUACUGAUUUACCCGAGAAGUGGUCAUGUAGCAUGCUUAACUGGCUGCCUGCAAUGAACCACUGCAGCGUUGAUGAGGAGGAAACUACAAAAGCUGUUUUUGCAUUGUAUCAAGUUCCUUCUGUAGCAAGUCAAAAUAAUCUGCAAAAUAAUCCUGGCAGUACUAUGUCCAGAUUACAAUCAGCUGAUACCCUGAAACCUGAACAAAAUCAACAAUUUUUUGGUUCACAUGCCAUGCCUCCUGGAAGAAAGAAACAUGGUUCAAAAGAAAUAUCAAAUGCAAUAGAUAAAGAUGGGCCAGUUCCAAUGAAGAACAUUCAGGCUUCAGUUCUAUCUGGGAGUUCAACUGAUAUAACUAAAUCUCCUGUGGUAAGUGAACUUGGUUUGCUUGAUCCUAGAAAAUGUGAUUUGCCAGCCAAGAAACACAAAAGUAAGAAGAAAGAGAAGCAUAAAGUGUCAGAACACAUAUCUGGUGGAGGUGAUUCCAAAACUUCAAAGAUGAAACGAAAAAGGACCUCUGAUCAAGAAUCUUUAAGGGCGUCCAAGAAAAUUAAGUCUGAAAUUUUGCAUCUUGCUGGUGAAGAUUGUAUGUCCGAGCAUGCUGGUAAGGGGGUUCCUAGCACAAUUAAUGAUCUACCUACCACAUUAAUAGGAAAGGAUCAACCUAAACACUGUGAGCGUUCUUCUGACAAUGAUCAAAAGUUGGAUAAGGAGGACAAACAUCAGGACUCUGGUAAAAGGCCAAAGGAAAAGGUUCAGGUUUCCUUGGCUGAUGGAUCAAUUGAUAUGAUGAAUUUUGAUGGUGGGGAUGUUUCAAGAAAGAGGAAAGUUGAUGAUGAUGGCAGAGUGUUUGUGAAAGAAGAGUUCAGCAAAAAUGACUACAGGCAGGAAAAGAAGGCCAAGGCAUCUGUUUCUGGGGGGAAGGAUUCCUCCUCUGCAAGUAAAAGCAGUAGUAAGAUGGAGAAAGAAAAUAUAAAUUCAAAGAAUCACCAUAACUUGGGUGGUAAAGAUUCACUGAAAAGGGAUUUUGCAUCUUCCCAACCUUCUUUGGCAGCAAUCACAAGCUCAUCUAAUCUUUCUUAUUCACAUAAAUCAAAUACUGGCUUCCAUGAAAGAAAGGACUCACCUGAAAAAUCAGGUUCCUCAUCUUCAAUGAGAUCUGCUAAUCCAGAUAAGCUUCCAUUGUCAAAGAGGACAGGGAAAGAUGAGUCUCGUGAUGCUGGUCUCUUUGUUGCAGGUAGUCCAAGUAGGUACUCAGAUGGUGAAGAUAUGGGUCAGAGUGACAAGUCUGGUAUAAGGAAGGGAAAAACUUCUCUCGCAGCUCAACAUUGGUCCCUUGACUCUUCUAUACUUGAUGUUCAGGAUAAGGAUGAUGAUCAAGCAAGUGGCAGUAGAGCCAAGGCUUCAAUUGAAUCUUCUUCUAAUAUCAGAGAAGGUCAAUUUAUGAAUGGUAAUGUUGACUAUUUAGGUCAAGAGGCUAAAUCUGUCGGUGAAUUAACAACAAUGGAUAAACACCAUGGUGUAGAAAAUCAGAAUGAAAAACAUGGUGAUGGUAAUGUCUCUCAGACUAGAAAGUUGGGCAAGGGUUCCGCACAGUCUAAGGAUAGGAGACAUAAACUUAAAUCUGAUUCUGUUGAUGAACUGGAAGAUAGUGUGCCUUCACGCAGCAUAAAACCUAGGGAUAAAAGAAAAAACUUCAAGGAGAGGCUUGGUGUUAAGUCUAUUGAAAGUGAGAAUAGAUUUGUUGAUGAUAAUAAAGCAUCUGCGGGAAAACUGUCCGGUGAGAGUAGUAAAAGAGAAAGCCAAUCAAAUGUUGCUUGUUCAGAUGCUAAACAAGAUGCCAUUGGAGGUCAAGAUGUAAUAUCUUCUGUGAAGCAGAAUAUUGUGCAGGAUGGCAAUGCUAGCAAGUAUAUGAAGAGAUCAAACUCUGACAAAUCUGAUCAUGCUGAAAUUGCUUCUGGGAGAGGGAACUCACUAUCAUUGCCACCCUCUGGAGGAACUCCAAAGGAGAUGCUGACUCAUUGCCUCCGGCCAACUGGGUCCCAAAAGGGAACUGGAGCUAAUGGAUAUCAAGAUGAUGAUGCAUUGAAGAAGGUACAAAUAAAAAUAAAGAAGGCUGGUCAUCAAAAUGGGACUCAACAUGGUAGUUCUAGACAUAGUACAUCAGGUGGACAUAGGAUCAGGGACAUUGAUGCCCCUAGUCCAAUGAGAAAGGAUUCCUGUAGUCAGGCAGCUACCAAAGCUUUAAAGGAGGCUAAAGAUUUGAAGCAUAUGGCUGAUCGUGUCAAGAACUCUGGAUCAAAUGAGGAGAGUACUGCACUUUAUUUCCAAUCAGCAUUGAAGUUUCUACAUAGUGCUUCUCUACUAGAAUCUUGCAAUAGUGAGGGUACUAAACAGGGAGAGAUGAUUCAGUCUUUGCAAAUAUAUAGUAGCACUACAAAACUCUGCGAGUUUUGUGCUCAUGAAUAUGAGAGAUUAAACGACAUGGCUGCUGCUUCUUUGGCCUACAAGUGUGCAGAGGUGGCAUAUAUGAGAGUCAUCUAUACCUCUCAUGCCAAUACAAGUAGAGAUCGACGUGAGUUGCAGACAGCUUUACAAAUGGUUCCUCCUGGCGAGUCUCCUUUUUCUUCUGCCUUUGAUGUUGAUAAUUUAAACCACCCAAUGACAGCAGACAAGGUUGUUUUUCCAAAAGGUGUUAGCUCUCCCCAGGUUGCUGGAAAUCAUGUUGUUUCUGCUAGAAACCGCCCUAACUUUGUGCGGUUCCUCAAUUUUGCACAGGAUGUAAAUCAUGCCAUGGAAGCUUCAAGGAAAUCACGAAUUGCUUUUGCACAUGCUAAAUCAAGUUUGUCUGGGGAUGAUAAUGGGGAAGUUAUAUAUUCUUUGAAAAAGGCUCUUGAUUUUAACUUCCUAGACAUAGAGGGACUGCUACGUUUAAUACGCGUUGCGAUGGAAGCCAUCAGCCAUUAAGAAAAG